Messenger RNA from Arachis ipaensis, 877 nucleotides. Its product is annotated as dirigent protein 21-like. The record is from RefSeq and is a predicted model, not a curated record. NCBI's taxonomy places the organism in Eukaryota, Viridiplantae, Streptophyta, Magnoliopsida, Fabales, Fabaceae.
AGCUGCCACCUUAUAACAUAAUCUUUUGUCGCUUCCCGCGACGAAUAUCAACUAAUCAAGACAUAAGCAUCUUCGUCAUCAUCAUCAACGCAAAUAAUCAUAAUUAUAUCAACGCUAACAGUGAAAUUUAACAUAACAUGCGCAACAGCAAUAAUAGCAAUAGCCAUAGCUCAAACCAUUAGAGAGCAGCCAUGGCCACCCCAAUGAACCUCACUUCCAACUUCUUUUUCUUCAUCUUCACCGUUACAAUCAUCUACGUAGCCUACACCUUUCCCAAGCUCCAACCAAAUCAAACAAACCUUGCAUUCUACGUCCACGAACACUUCACUGGCGAAGACACAACCGCGGCAACCGUGGCCGGAAAGGCAGGCCCCACCUCCAACAUCUUCCACUUCGGCACCGUUGCAGUGGUGGAUGACCCAGUAACAGUGGGACCCAGCGUCGACUCAAAAGUCAUCGGAAGGGCCCAGGGACUUUACAUAAACUCGCAGCUUGACGGAAAAGGGUUGCACAUGGCAUUCUCGGUGAUAUUCACCGAUGGAAAGUUCAAAGGAAGCACGUUGGAGAUUCAAGGCUCUGAUAUAUUCGGAAUGAAGGAACGAGAAUUUGGUGUUGUUUCUGGGACCGGUUAUUUUCGGUUCGUCAAAGGGUAUGGGGUUAUGGAAACGGUUUUCAAGGAUUUAGCUAAGCUCAGAGGAACGCUUAAACUCAAUGUAACGGUCAAGCAUUAUUAAUUAGAUUUUGUAGUUUAAAUCUUUUGUCAUUGGUUGAACUAUUGCGCUAGAUCUAUCAAUAGGUUUCUUCAACAAGUUAUUUUGAUACCACAAAAAUAUAAUUUAACAGUUUUUUCUAUUAAGAUAAUUCGAUUAUUUAACUA